This is a messenger RNA of Suncus etruscus (white-toothed pygmy shrew), 1483 nucleotides long. It is a transcript of the gene STK26, whose product is annotated as serine/threonine kinase 26. Bases 1 to 1392 code for a protein of 463 amino acids. Gene Ontology annotation, molecular function: ATP binding; protein kinase activity. The transcript is spliced from 11 exons. Gene Ontology annotation, biological process: protein phosphorylation. NCBI's taxonomy places the organism in Eukaryota, Metazoa, Chordata, Mammalia, Eulipotyphla, Soricidae. The record is from RefSeq and is a predicted model, not a curated record.
AUGUCUAUGAUGGCUUUGCGGCCACUGACAAUCGAACCCUUAGUGAUUGCUCAAAAACUGAAGUUGACAACUCUUAGUGAUAGAAACAGGGAACAAAGGGCUUCUGAUACUUUACAAACUCACGGGAUGCAGAACUGGGUUUUAGAAAUCAUCGUACGCACCUCUCGCCCUCAUAUACAGAUGAAUAAUAGAGCUGAUCCAGAAGAAUUGUUCACAAAAUUAGAACGCAUCGGGAAAGGAUCCUUUGGAGAGGUUUUCAAAGGAAUUGAUAAUCGUACCCAGCAAGUGGUUGCUAUUAAAAUCAUAGAUCUAGAGGAAGCGGAAGAUGAAAUUGAAGACAUUCAACAAGAAAUAACUGUUUUGAGUCAGUGUGACAGCUCAUAUGUAACAAAAUACUAUGGAUCAUAUUUAAAGGGUUCCAAAUUAUGGAUUAUAAUGGAAUACCUGGGUGGUGGCUCAGCACUGGAUCUCCUCCGAGCUGGCCCCUUUGAUGAGUUCCAGAUUGCUACUAUGCUCAAGGAGAUUUUGAAAGGUCUGGACUAUCUGCAUUCUGAGAAGAAAAUUCACCGAGAUAUAAAAGCUGCCAAUGUCUUGCUGUCAGAACAAGGAGACGUAAAACUUGCUGACUUUGGAGUUGCUGGUCAACUGACAGACACCCAGAUUAAGAGAAAUACUUUUGUGGGAACACCAUUUUGGAUGGCUCCUGAAGUGAUUCAACAGUCAGCCUAUGACUCAAAGGCUGACAUUUGGUCGCUGGGAAUUACUGCUAUUGAACUAGCCAAAGGGGAACCGCCCAACUCCGACAUGCAUCCAAUGCGAGUUCUGUUUCUUAUUCCAAAGAACAACCCUCCAACUCUUAUCGGAGACUUUAGUAAAUCCUUCAAGGAAUUCAUUGAUGCUUGCCUGAACAAAGACCCAUCAUUUCGUCCUACAGCUAAGGAACUUCUGAAACACAAAUUCAUUGUAAAAAAUUCGAAGAAGACUUCUUAUCUGACGGAACUGAUAGACCGAUUCAAGAGAUGGAAGGCAGAGGGACACAGCGAUGAUGAAUCUGAUUCUGACGGCUCUGAUUCGGAAUCCACCAGCAGGGAGAAUAAUGCUCAUCCUGAAUGGAGCUUUACAACUGUGAGGAAGAAGCCUGAUCCGAAGAAACUACAGAAUGGGGCAGAGAAAGAUCUUGUGCAAACCCUGAGCUGCUUAUCUAUGAUAAUCACACCUGCAUUUGCAGAACUUAAACAGCAGGAUGAGAACAAUGCUAGCAGGAACCAGGCAAUUGAAGAGCUUGAGAAAAGUAUUGCUGUGGCCGAAGCUGCCUGUCCUGGCAUCACUGACAAAAUGGUGAAGAAAUUAAUUGAAAAAUUCCAAAAGUGUUCUGCAGAUGAAUCCUCUUAAGAAGGUCUUAUUCAUCACUUGUGUUUCAUAUGAUUUGAGAGAAACCCACCAAAGCUACUUCAAGCUUAACAGUGCUUAAUUCAUGAGUUCC